CAGAGUAUCGAGACUUGGCAAGAGUUGUGCAAUGAUGGGUCUGCAGGCCACGGCAGGAAAACGUAAACUGGAGGGAGGUGUGGGCUGCAUGGAAUUCGACAUGGAUAUGGGCGAAAGCCCAUCGAAGUUGGGCCGGGUGGAGGGUAGCUGGUGGGCGAUGGAGGAUAGUUACACGCCCCCGUUGAGCCAAACGCCGGCUUCUUAUUACGACAUGGAAGUGAGUCCGCCCUGCCUACAAACAAAUCCUUGUCAGCCGACGUCGACAAGCCCCCAGCAACAGCAGCAGCAACAGCAACAACAACAACAACAACAUCAAACGGCGCAGCAGCAGCAGCAACAGCAACAACAGCAGCAGCAGCAGCAGCAGCAACAGCAGCAACAACAACAACAGCAGCAGCAGCAGCAACAGCAGUCGUCGACGCCGACGUCAGCACCUCCACCGUCUACGGUGGCGCAUCUGCACCAUCAUCCGCAGCACUACUACCAUCAUCAGCGCGGACCUAGCAGUCCGGUCGGUAACAACGGUUACAGUCAACUGUCCAGGCCUCAGCCACAGUGGGGGGCACCUCAUCAUUACGAGCCACCAACGAUACGGAGAGAAGAAAAUGGAAAGAGUUACUUGGAGCUUGGUUCCAGUUACCGAGCGAACGAGAGGUGCUGCGAGGGUUCGAGGUCAAGCUGGUGUCGGCGUGGUAGAGCGUGUUACAGACAAAGGCGGCUGGCGGUUUUAAAUAUCUCGAUGUGCAAACUGGCGAGGUAUCGCCAAUUUCCGGAUCCGAGCCUUCAUCGAUCGGUCCUCAUCUGCAAUACGCUGAGGCAUCUGGAACGCGAGAUGGAGAGGGACAGAAGUCCGCCGCCCAUGGAGCCGGUUAUACCGGCACCGAUCGCUCAGCUUCAACCUCCCGAGCAGGGCAGGUUAACACCGUUCCCAAUGCCGCCAACGUCUUCGAACGAGACAGAUGCCGAUUCCGGGAUCGGCGAUAGCGACGACAGUCGUUCGAUUAAUUGGGGCAGCGUGCUGUCUCUCUCGAGUCAGUCGCCGUUGGAUCCAUUGAAUAACAACGAGCUGCUGGACGUCGAUAUCGGUCCGGAUCUAGACUUAGACUUCAUGCCUGGAUGGAAGUUGACGCCCCUCUCUGCCGAUGAUAUCCUUAGGAGUACGACGGCGCAAGAGCAACAACAUCAGCAGAAUCAGCAGCAUCAUCACCAACAGCAGCAGCAACAGCAUCUGGUGCCGACUAGCGGCAGUUGCGCCAGCAGUAACGUGGGUAGUGCCUGCGUCAGUACCGGCAGUAACAGUAGUACGCACGAAUCGUUGAUGUGCGUUGGAUCAUAGCCCCCGAUUUUGACAUCGUUGAGUCAUCUCAUCGAUUUUUACCCGUUGAUGCCGCAGAACAAGUAAAUAGGGUGUCCGGCAACAAACUCGCAAAAGAACCAUAAAACCCGAGACGCAGAGACGAUGCGAUGGUUGCCUGCCGCCCGCCUUUCGAAUAUGUGCGACGCCUGGUCGGCGACACUUCAGGAGGUCUUCGUUUUCUUAUUUAUUACCGUUCGUGUCAAUUAUGCACCGAUCGAUUAUCUCGGUUACGUUCGACUUCGUACUACACUGGUAGUCAGCAUGGAUGGUCUACUCUUUGAUAGAGAGAGAGAGAGAGAGAGAGAGAGAGAGAGAAAGAGAGAGAAUAUGCGUCUCGUUACCCUAUGUUCGCAGGUGCAGGCAGCGCGGAAUUCAGAAAUGAUCCAUCGGAAAUGCUUCAUAUUCGAAGUAAACCAAGAGGUGAUUACAAUUUAUAAACCAACGGGUACCUAACCUCGUGUUGUUUUGAUUAUCAAAUAUGAUUCAAGAUAUGUUAUAUACUUUUAUGUAUUAUUUUAGUUGGAAUAAUUAACAUUAGACUGGUGAAUUACCAGUCUGAUAGAAAUUACUAGCGGAGAGUCAUAUUUUUUAUCUAUGUGCACAUUAGGGAGAUUCUAAUUUUCGUUUGAGCCGAGCAACGCGAGAUCAGGUUCUCCCUCCGACUAAACAGCAACCACCUCGAAACGAGCAUGGCUAUACUAUAUCGAAACGAUCUGUUUUUGCAGCUGCACCUGCGAAUUCAGCGGCGCACGAUAUGAGUUCCCGAGUCGCUCGAAAUAUCGUCAACCGGCACCUCAGACAAAAAGAUAGAGAUAGAGUGGGAGUGACAGAGACUGAGAGAGAGAGAGAGAGAGAGAGAGAGAGAGAGAACGAAAGAGAAAGAAAGAGAGAAAUAAAGAGAGUGAAAGAGCGACAGGGAAAAAAAAAGAGAAAAUGAAAAAGUCUCAGAGCUUUCAAUGUUCACGCCCCCGGGCCGGCGAUAGGAUAGGAAAAGUAUCCAGGAUCAGUGUAGCCCUCACUCCGACUCUUUAAAACAACAACAUACGACGGUACAAAACUCCGACAUAGACUUAUUUAUCCACAUAGAAUAAUCUAAUUGAUACAUUCGAUGGAAAAGUGUCCUUUCCUUCCUUCUAUAAUUAAUUUUCUUUUUUUUCUUUUCUUUUUGGUAACAAUUGGCACACAGCAUGGUGAUAUUCUUACGUACAGUGAGCAACGAAGGUAUUCGAAUUUCAAUGUGAAAACAAUUUCCAUGUUAGAGUCCCAUACGAGAGAAACCAUACAUUAGCAAGAAGAGAACAAUUACUUCGUUUAAAAUUUGCCAAAGAGUAUAUAAAUAAGGACAUAAAUUUUUGGAAUACUGUUAUUCUUUCAGCUGAAAAUAAAUUCAAUUUAUUUGGGUCCGAUGGUAAGAGAAUAGUACGGAGGCAGCCAAGUAAUUGGAUUCAAAAAAUUUGAAGUCUACAGUGAAACAUGGUGGAGGCUCCGUAAUGGGGCUGCAUGUCCGCUAAUGGGCCUGGAAAUCUCGUAUUCACCGAUGGAAUCAUGGACAAAACUAAAUAUUUGAAUAUUCUAAAAGAAAAUUUAAUUAAUAGUGCAUUAAUAAAAUUAAAUGCGUUAAGAAAUUUUCCAGCAGGACCGAGAUCGUAAACAUACGGCCAAAAUAGUACAAUACUUUCGUUGCUCACUGUAUGUAUAUCGCUCGCCUAGCCGGCUGACGUUGAGAACUCUACGGCGAUGUCCGGCGUCGUUCGACGACAGCCAAUCGAAACGGGAGUGUCCAUCAUCAUCGAUCGAUGUUUUCUCUUUGGACUAGAAAGACUAUUCAGGCGACGAUUAAUUAAUGCCAUACACUCUGACUACACAUUAACGAUACACUUACACACAUAAGACAUAACCGCCGUGGCCUAUAUCGUACGCUGAUACACGUACACGCAUACACACAUACACAUACACUCAUACAUAAUGCUAUAUACGUACAUCAGGAGAAAAAUACAGGUUCGUACACAGAAAAGUCGAUAUGGUGCUAGGACGAUCACACCCUGGUGCUUAAUUCUGUAACACACAGAGCCAUGUGCAUAAAUUCGCACGGAUCGCCUGCAGUCUUCGUUAAGAGGUCUAGAUACGUCCUGACGUCGUGAACAGGACACAUCGCGAUUUAACGUGUUUCCAUCUGUAGUGUUCUCCGACGAAUUUUGUUGCUGGACAUCACUUUGGGCCUCUCACCAAAGGCCAAAUUGACGAUCGAAGGCACACAGGGAUCACGGAUGGAAAUACGUUGCAUAGAACGCGCAACUGUGUUCUGGCGCAUGAUGCUAACAAAUGUACCUGCAUUUUAGAGAUCGGGAUUAAUAUUCGGUCCCUUCGUGUCGUCGCGCGGAGGCCACUGCGCGCCACUGAUCUCUCGUUAAUAAUUAUGUACUAUAAUACUAUUGUAAAAUAGAGAGUGGCCGACGAGCAGAGAACGAAGGUGACCAACAAUUCACUUGGGGUGUGGAACGGAGAGAUUAUUAAGGGAGGAGAGGAGGAUGAAGAGGAGGAUGACGAAGGGGAAGGGGAGAGAAUAGAGAAUGAAAAUAAAGUAAAAUAAAACUCGACGAUACGCACUUCGCGAAGAGGAACGGCGAUCCGCGCGCGAUCUCGUCCUCAACGUCCACUAACUGAAACCCAAACAGAGCAGCUAUACUUAAAUCGAAGUUAAGCGUUGUAAAGCGAGUUUAAUGAACGAUAAAGCGAAUAUAAAAAGAAAAAAAAAAUUAAUAAUUUAUAAAUCGACUGAUUAUCUUGUGCGAUAGAGAACGAUGAUGGGAAAUUAUGAGAAAAGAAAGAAAGCUCUAACCGGCAACGCUUCGCGACACGAGUUCAUUUAAACUGUAAUUAAUUGAAUGUUAAGCCAACAUGAUAUAUACACGUACAUGACACACACACGCACACACACACACACGCACGCACGCACGCAUUACAGAGAAACCAUACGUACUUGCGUGACAUUUGUAUACAAAUGGACACGUUUGUACAUGAGAUACGUUUUAGAUACUUCGAUGUAUAUAGAUACACACUACGUGCUAAGUCUAAUAAUUGUUAACACGAACCGUCAACUCUCGGCAGUUUUUUUUUUUUUUUUUGUUUUUUCUGUUCCUAUGUCUAAAAUCUUGUAUCUGUUUUGUUCUCAAUCACUUGCAAUCCAUCCAUCUUAACAACAAAUUCGAAUUUCCCGCGUUUUCAUGCGUUCGAUCGUCAUCUCUCCUCUCGUACACGAUUCAACGCUGUUGUCAUACGUUGGCCUCCACCACGCUAAUCGCCUCACCUCUAUUUCAUUCAUUCGUUUCUCUCUCAUUUCAUACAAAAAAAAAAAAAAAGAAAGAGAAGAAGGGGAAAAAACAACGAGCAAUAUUACAUUAACAAUGCGGAAAAUUUUAGGGGAAAAACGUACACGUGCAUGAAUCUCGAGCGAUUUGUGAGCUUUCUUAAAUACGUUAAUGAGGGAACACCAUUUUCUGAUUAUCGUAUUUGUGACUGUGUUUGAUCAAGCGUUUUGUACAUUACUUAAUAAUAAUUUACACAUGUUACUACGAUUGCAAUGUAAUGUAAAUAUUAUUAGGAAAUAAACAUCGUUAAGCAAUUGACAUAUGGAUCAACAGAAAUUUCUUACAAACGAAUGAAAAUUGCAACGUCUGAUUUAAGAUAACACUUUGAGAUCAAACAUCAAUCAUAAGGUAUAAAAACAAAAAAGUAAAGAAGAUUGUUCUCGUCAUCUCGUUGUAUUUCUUGGAACGAACGAAUCGUUCGAGUUCAUAAUUCUGUCUACGAUCGCGCGUAAAGUGUUAAAAAUAUACGAAAAUGACAUUUGCACAUAAUACAUAGCAGACAGACGCACACACACACAUACAUACAUACAUAUAUACACACACGUACGAACGAACAUUGCGUGAAAUUAUGUAUGCGCGCUCGAUGUGAAUGUACGGAGGAUUUUUUUUUUAGGGAAAAAAGGUCGAUGUUGUUUUCUUGCAUGGUGUACCAAUUGGAACCACAGCGUUAACGUUAAAGCACGUGUGGCAGCACGAGAUACAGCAACGUAUGCUAGAUUGUUCAAAAAUUCGUCCAUCGCGUUGAUGCAUCUCUCAAAGUACAAUGCCUUUUCGUGUUUUGCGAUUCGCAACGCUACCUCAUCGGCUUGGUGUUCCGCGACGGACGACUUGUGAUUUCUCUUUCUAUACACGCUGUUGCUCGCUAAUGAAACAGAAAUGUGAAAAUAUCGGCGCUGAUCGAUGUAUCGAAUUUUAUUAAAAUCCAAAAAAAAAAAAAAAACUGCGAACUAAUGUGUAUAUAUAUAUUAUAUAUAUAUACUCGUGUCUCCUGGUCGCAACAUUUUGUACCGAUCGAUCGAUUUGAUCGUCCAACGGAAUACCAAGCACUGCGUUUUGAAACAGUUAAACGCGACACAGUAGACUCGCUUCUCGGGGAUUGAAAAAAAAAAAGAAAAAAAAAAAGCGGAACUCGGGAGGUGACAAAUAAUUUCGUAUUUUUUACACGGAGAUAUGUAGCUUCGCUGCGUUCAAACGCAAUAUUGAUACACGAUCACAUACAUACGCGAUACAUGUGCACACACACACACACACACACACACACACAUACACGCGACAAAGACACGGUACCGAAGGAGUGCCUGCGAGUUCGGUGGUUCGAGAACGGCGAGUGUGAUAAAGUGGAGGAAGAGGAUGCGAGUAAAAAAAGAAAAAAAAAAAAAAAAAGAAAGCAAAACUGUAACCGUGCGAGAGAACGACGAUAUAUACAAGUUCUAAAUACACACGUGUGUUUCGACGAUUGCGCCGGCGUACGUGUUAAUGUUAAAACGUUAAAAAAAAAAAAAAGAAAAUGACAAAAAAAAAAGAAACGAAACAGAUGAUAUAAAUGGGUGUGCAACGGACACUUUCUUUCGGGAAGUUUUAGAACAAAAUCACGGAGAAGCGGAAACAUAGAAGAAAAGGAGGACGAAAAAAUGAAACACUGUAUAUAGUAUAAAUAGUAACUACGCGCAGAAGUACGUUUAAGCGGAAAUAAAAGAUGAUAUAAUAGAUAUAAUGUGAAGAAAAAUAUACACAUAUAAGAUAUUAUUAUAUAUUAUAUAUAAACAAGAAGUAUAUAUAUAAGAUUAUUAUAUAUAUUUACCGUGGUAAGUGAUAUACAAAAGCGGUGACGGGGACUCGCGCAAUCUCGUUGUCGUGUUCGGAUGAUGUUGCUGUGAUUCGCGGUUGGCCCACGCAGUGAUUUUUCCUAUUCAGAUUCAUUUCAACUUGUGGAACGCAUAUCCUGAUGGAUGUCUCGUUGAUUUUUCUAAUUACACGCAUAAACACACACGUACACGUACAUAUAUACAGACACUGUACUCCAAGCUGAUCACUCUGUUGUUGCCAUCCGUUUUUUCCAUAUACACAUGCUCUUCCAGGUUGUUUUUACGUGUACGUGCGUCCAUGUAGAUAAUUGUAUGAUCGCGAAUUCUUUCAUCUUUUUCUUCAGCUACGUUUCCUUUUUUUUUUUUUUUUCUUUUCUCGAAAUUCUUCUUCAGAACGCCCUUCGCGUCAAGAGUGAUCAGUUGCCCGCAAAGUGUGUAAAGAUAGCCGACGGACAACAAGGUGGAGGCGACAGCCCCAGCAAGCUUGCAUUUCUUAACUCCUUGCAGGACAGAGAAGUUUGAUCGUAUUCUUCAUCAAAUUAUUUAUGUACACGAUGGGUUGGUUGGGAUAUUUGUAUCGAGCUUUUAGUGCGUUCGUUCGUUGUUAGUAUGAAAGGAAAGAAAAAAAGAAGAAGAAGAAGAAGAAGAAGAAGAAUGCAUACGUUUUUGUUAUUAUUAUUAUUAUUAUUAUUAUAAUUAUAAUUAUAAUUAUUAUUAUUAUUAUUAUUAUUAAUAUUAAUAAAUAUAAAUUCUAUAUAGUCCUAUGAAGAGUUAAUCGAAUUGAGCUGCCGUGAAGAUGUACGAUUAAGUUCCUAUUACCACGAUAUCUAUCCGAGAAUUAGUUAGAGCAAUCUAUCCCAGCCGAACGUAUGAACGCAAUGCAGUGACAGCCAGCGCGUGUGGGCCGCCAUGCGAACGCAACGUCCUCGAAUCCUCCUUUUUCUUUUUUUUUUUUCUUUUUUUUUUUUGCACGAUUACAAUUAUUCUUAUUACUAUUCGCGAUAAUACUGUGAAUAUUAUUAAUACUGUUAAUAAUCGAUCGAUUUGUACCGAACGCCUUAAUUGAAAAACGGUAUCUUUCUUUCUUUCGGGCGAAAGCACGAAGGAACGAGGCUGCACGAUGUCGCGGCCAGCCAGUGUGCGAAGGCAAAAGAAUAGUUGACGAAAAAAAGAAAGAAAAAAAAGAAAACGCGAUAGAGAAAAAAGAAAUCGAGACGAGGACGUCAAGCUAGAGUUAAAACGUAACGGAUCUCCGAGACUUUACGAGAGUCCCGCCGUGACCGCAAAUCUAGGACACGAGGAAGAAAGAACACACGACACUGUACAUUGUAAAUAGUAGCGCGGAGAAGAGACGGUUACAGAGAAAGACAGAGUUAAUUAAUUAAAAGAUAAAAAAAAAAAGGGAUGAGAUGAAAGAACGAGAGAGAAAGAGGAAACGAGAGGGAGAGAGAGAGAGAGAGAGAGAGAAUGAGAACGAGAGAGCGAGCGACGAGAGAAAGAUGAAGAAAAAGAUGAAGUUGCAUCGAAAUCGCGCCGGGCGCGUGAAGCGAAUGCACGUUCCCGAGGGAUGUUCGAUUCUAAGGCGAAAAUACAAAUAGGUGAUUGAAAAAUAGUGAAAAUGCAAAACGGACCGUUUUCUGAUGUUAGAAGUGAUUUCAUCUUAAAAAAAAAAACGAAAAAAAAAAGAAACUCCUUCGUCGUCGUGUCGACAGUAGAUUGCUCGAAAUUAACUAGCCCCGUUAGUCGCCUGAAAUCGAUGUAUCCCGAUGGGGUAUAUUCGCCAUACGAGCCGCGUGUGCGGCCCAUUUUAAUAGAGCUAGGACAAAUUUUAAGAUGCACGGUUGUAUCUACGGGGACGUGUGCCGAUCACUCGACUGUAAUUCGUAUCGUGUCACAAGACUGCGUCUAAAAUAA
Frieseomelitta varia is the source of this 8444-nucleotide messenger RNA. RefSeq names its product probable serine/threonine-protein kinase yakA (gene tara). The coding region runs from base 32 to 1336 and encodes 434 amino acids. Gene Ontology annotation, molecular function: transcription regulator activity. Lineage: Eukaryota; Metazoa; Arthropoda; Insecta; Hymenoptera; Apidae. The transcript is spliced from 2 exons. The record is from RefSeq and is a predicted model, not a curated record. Gene Ontology annotation, cellular component: nucleus.